UUAGGUGUUUCAACUCGAGAGUAAUUCAUGAUCGGAACACUGUAGACAAGAACACAUAGCUAUUUGGCUAACUUGGCUUUACGCUGGUUUUUCGAUUUGAGAUUGUCUUUAUAUUAGUUUUCAGGUUUGAAGAUGGACAGCAAUCAAGAGUCCAAAGAUGGCUCAGACCGUUCAGAACUGGUGUCUGAAGACGGCAAGAAUACAAAGUCCGUGUUGUGCCAACGCUGCGGAUGCAAAGUGCUGUGCCCAGGCAUGGCCGUUUUUGCAGAAAAGGAGCUCUUUCUACCAGCCAUGCAAAAAAAGCGCAGCCUCAACUCCACAGGAGACUCGGUUGAUGGCGACACUCUGACUUCUCACUGGUUGGUGGACGACAUGUACACUUUUGAGAACGUGGGCUUCACAAAAGACGUAGGAAGAAUCAAAUAUCUCAUCUGUGCUGAUUGCGAGAUUGGACCAAUCGGUUGGCACUGUUUGGAUGACAAGAAAUGUUUUUAUGUGGCUUUGGAAAGAGUGAAUCAUGCAUAAUGAUGCUGAAUAUGUGAGCCCUAAAGACUUCAAAUAACGUGUUUGCAGACUACGCAUUACUUUGUGGAUUUAACUUGAUUCAAUCCUUCAGAUAUCUGUAUGUUUACAGAAUUGUGUGUACUUUGUUGUCUCAAAAUUGCACCGUGUUUAUUCUUAUCAAUUACACUGACAAUAUGGAGAUCAUUCUGAUCAUUCUGUCUUAAUAAAAGUUUCUACAAAGUCAUUCCUAA
Oryzias latipes (Japanese medaka) is the source of this 755-nucleotide messenger RNA. RefSeq names its product RAB interacting factor (gene rabif). NCBI's taxonomy places the organism in Eukaryota, Metazoa, Chordata, Actinopteri, Beloniformes, Adrianichthyidae. Gene Ontology annotation, molecular function: zinc ion binding; guanyl-nucleotide exchange factor activity. The record is from RefSeq and is a predicted model, not a curated record. Gene Ontology annotation, cellular component: membrane; cytosol. Gene Ontology annotation, biological process: post-Golgi vesicle-mediated transport; small GTPase-mediated signal transduction.